Molecule: messenger RNA, 1041 nt
Organism: Colletotrichum lupini
Lineage: Eukaryota; Fungi; Ascomycota; Sordariomycetes; Glomerellales; Glomerellaceae
Product: zinc-binding dehydrogenase
Exons: 2
Coding region: 1-1041 (346 amino acids)
Molecular function (GO): oxidoreductase activity, acting on the CH-CH group of donors, NAD or NADP as acceptor
Source: RefSeq, a predicted model, not a curated record
AUGACCCAAAACAAGACCCUCAUUUUCAAGAAGAUCCCUACCGGUCUUCCGGUAGCGGGGGAACACCUCACCAUCGAGGACCGCCCCAUUGACCUCAACGAUGCUCCCGAGGGCGGCCUGGUCAUCGAGGUCCUCUAUGCCUCUUUCGACCCCUACCAGCGUGGCCGCAUGCGCGACGCCGGCAAAAAAUCAUACUCCCCCGCCUUCGAGCUCGACGGGCCCGUCACCAACAGCACAAUCGGCAAGGUUCUCAAGAGCAACAGCUCCGACUUUGCGGAGGGCGACCUCGUCUACUCCCACACUCCCAUCGCUCAGUACGCCCGCGUCACACCUCAGAUCCUGCAGCAAGGCCGCAAGGUGCAGAACCCCCACAACCUGGACCUCGGGCUCUUCCUUGGACCUCUCGGAAUGCCGGGUUUGACCGCCUGGUCCGGUCUGCACAAGAUUGGACAGCCGAAGAAGGGCGAGACUAUCUUUGUCAGCUCGGCUGCGGGUGCUGUCGGCCAGCUCGUCGGUCAGAUUGCCAAGCGGGAGGGACUUACCGUGAUCGGUUCCGUCGGUUCAGAUGAGAAGCUUGACUUCAUCACCAAGGAGCUUGGCUUCGAUGCCGGAUUCAACUACAAGAAGGAGAAGCCCGCCGAGGCUCUUCCCAAGUUGGCCCCCAACGGAAUAGACAUUUACUUUGAGAACGUCGGUGGAGAUCACCUCGAGGCUGCCCUCACCAGCAUGAACACCGAGGGCCGCAUCGCUGUCUGUGGCAUGAUCUCAAACUACAACACCCCUGCCGAUCAACAAAAGGGCAUCAACGGCUUGAUGCAGCUCGUUACCAAGCAGAUCACUCUCCAAGGUUUCCUCGUGGGUAACCCCAAAUUUGGCCCCGCCCACUUCAAGGAUCAUCAGGAGAACUUGCAGAAGUGGCUGUCUGAGGGAAGCGUCAAGUCCAAGCUGGCGGUUACUGAGGGCAUCGACAACGCUGCUGAUGGUUUGAUCGGCAUGCUUACCGGAAAGAACUUCGGAAAGGCUAUUCUCAAGCUUCAAUGA